AUGGUGGCCGUCCGCGGCGCAGGGCUGGGGCGGCCAGUGGUGCGGCUGUUCAGCGCGGCGGGCGUGGAAACGGGCAGCUUCCUGUGGGAGAAGGGUGGCAUGGCGGGGUGGGGCUGGAGCGCCGAGCAGGAGCUGGUGAUCGUGGAAGCUACUGGGAAGGUCAGCUUUUACAGCCUGCAGGGCGUCCGCCUGCCGAAGGAGCUUACCUUUGGCCCCGAGGUCGAAUCGGAAGGCGUAGGGGCGGUCCACAUCUGGCCAGACGGCAUCGUGCUGAUGUCAGCGCUGACUCAGCAGCUGUGGGCCUCGGUCGGCCUUCGGGAGCCGCGCGCGUCGCGGCUGGCGCCGGUGCCGGGCGUCACCGCCGGGGCGCCGUCGGCGGCGGCGGCGGCGGCGCGGCCGGGGACGCCUGGCGGGAGGGAUGCGGCGGCGGCGGUGGCGACGGGGACGGGGCCGGCGCCGUUGGCAGGCGUGACCAGCGCACAGCUGGCCGUAAUAAGGCCCGAGGAGAGCCUGUCACUCUGCCUGGAGGUGCUCGUUGCAGCGGGCGGCGCGGUGUGGGUGGUGGACGAGCGCUCCGCCACCGACCAGCGCCUCCCGCCGGGCGCCGGCGGCGCCGCGGCGCUGGCGGUCGCGCCGGGCGGCGGGUUUGUGGCGGCGUUUUGCGAGGACGGGCGGCUCAGGGUGUUCUCCAGCGACUUUGGCCGCAUCAUAUCCGAGUUCGACACCUCCAGCGCCGUCGCACCCCUGGACCUGGCGUGGUGCGGCGUCGACGCGGUGGCGCUGCGCUGGGAGGGGCUGCUGCUGCUGGCGGGGCCCUACGGCGACUGGCUGCGGCUGCCCGCGUCGGGCCCCAUGGCGCUGGUGUCUGAGGUGGACGGCCUGAGGGUCGUGACGGAGGCCACGCACAUGCUGCUGCGGCGCGUGGCGGAGCCGCUGCUGCAAGUCUACCGCCCGGGCUCCACCGCGGCUGCGGCCACGCUGUGGGAUGCGCGUGACCUCUACGACUCCGGCUCAGCCAGGGCUGACAGGCUGCUGCGGGAGAUCCAGCCGCAGCUGCAGGAGGCCGUCGAGGCGUGCAUCGAGGCCGCGGGCCUGGAGCUCAACGUGCCCCGCCAGCGCGCCCUCAUGCGCGCCGCCGCCUUCGGCCGCGCCUUCGUCCCGCCGUUCUUCCCGCCGCUGCUCAUGCGGGAAGCCGCCCGGAAGCUGCGCGUCCUGAACGUGGUGCGGGACGCGGCUGUCGGCAUCCCGCUGACGAUGCCGCAGCUGGAGGCGCUCACGCUGCCGGUCCUGGUGUCGAGAGGCGCUUUCAAAGGCUGCCUGGGGCAGAAGCGAGUUGGGGGUAAAAAGGUGUGA
Molecule: messenger RNA, 1353 nt
Organism: Monoraphidium neglectum
Lineage: Eukaryota; Viridiplantae; Chlorophyta; Chlorophyceae; Sphaeropleales; Selenastraceae
Product: Vacuolar protein sorting-associated protein 16
Exons: 8
Coding region: 1-1353 (450 amino acids)
Biological process (GO): vacuole fusion, non-autophagic; endosomal transport; intracellular protein transport
Cellular component (GO): cytoplasm; lysosomal membrane; HOPS complex
Molecular function (GO): actin binding
Source: RefSeq, a predicted model, not a curated record